Messenger RNA from Populus trichocarpa (black cottonwood), 2263 nucleotides. RefSeq names its product pentatricopeptide repeat-containing protein At5g06540. The transcript has a single exon. The record is from RefSeq and is a predicted model, not a curated record. Gene Ontology annotation, molecular function: zinc ion binding; RNA binding; protein binding. Gene Ontology annotation, biological process: RNA modification. NCBI's taxonomy places the organism in Eukaryota, Viridiplantae, Streptophyta, Magnoliopsida, Malpighiales, Salicaceae. Bases 216 to 2069 code for a protein of 617 amino acids.
UAUUCCCGAUGGUGAGUCCUCCGUGUCUAUGGAACAGAGGGAGGUUACACUUUCCACACAAUUGAGUACCACCACUGUAUCAUCCCAUUUAGACCAGUAGAUCCUAAUUCGACAUCUGCUUGGAAUGCAGUGAUCCCACCGCAGUAAGGAACAGGGCCUAAAGAGUAAUGACCUGUGUGGUCUCUAAGACAGACAUUAGAUUACUUUAGAAAAACAUGAGUGGUUUUAGUAACUUAGUUUUAAGGAAACUAGAGCUAAAAAAUCCAAAACUUUCGUUGUUAGAAUCUUGCACCACUCUCUCCCACCUGAAAAUCAUACAUGCCCACUUGAUAAGAGCCCACACAAUCUUUGAUGUUUUUGCUGCAAGUUGCUUAAUCUCCAUUAGCAUAAACAAGAACUUGCUUGAUUAUGCAGCACAAGUCUUUUACCAAAUCCAAAACCCAAAUCUUUUUAUCUAUAAUUCAUUUAUAAGGGGGUUCUCUGGAAGCAAAGACCCGGAUAAGUCCUUCCAUUUUUAUGUCCAAUCAAAGAGAAAUGGCUUAGUUCCUGAUAAUCUUACGUACCCAUUUUUAGUCAAGGCUUGUACUCAAAAGGGUUCUUUAGAUAUGGGUAUACAAGCUCAUGGUCAAAUAAUUAGGCAUGGGUUUGAUAGUGAUGUUUAUGUUCAAAAUUCACUUGUUACUAUGUAUUCUACUUUAGGGGAUAUUAAGUCUGCUAGUUAUGUUUUUAGGAGAAUUUCAUGUUUAGAUGUUGUUUCUUGGACUUCAAUGGUAGCUGGUUAUAUUAAAUCAGGAGAUGUUACGUCUGCUCGGAAAUUGUUUGAUAAAAUGCCUGAAAAAAACUUGGUUACUUGGAGUGUAAUGAUUAGUGGGUAUGCGAAAAAUAGUUUUUUUGACAAGGCAAUAGAAUUGUAUUUUUUACUUCAAUCAGAAGGGGUGCACGCUAAUGAGACAGUGAUGGUUAGUGUAAUAGCUUCAUGUGCUCAUUUAGGUGCACUUGAACUUGGAGAAAGAGCACAUGAUUAUAUUUUGAGAAAUAAGAUGACUGUGAAUUUGAUUCUGGGAACUGCACUAGUAGAUAUGUAUGCAAGAUGUGGAAGUAUUGAUAAAGCUAUCUGGGUUUUCGACCAACUUCCAGGGAGAGAUGCUUUGAGCUGGACGACUCUAAUUGCUGGAUUUGCAAUGCAUGGUUAUGCCGAGAAAGCACUUGAGUACUUCUCACGAAUGGAGAAGGCAGGGUUAACACCGAGAGAGAUAACGUUUACUGCUGUUUUAUCAGCUUGUAGUCAUGGGGGAUUAGUUGAAAGAGGAUUGGAAUUAUUUGAGAGCAUGAAAAGAGAUUAUAGGAUUGAGCCUAGGUUGGAACACUAUGGGUGCAUGGUUGACCUGCUUGGUCGAGCAGGGAAGUUAGCAGAAGCUGAGAAAUUUGUUAAUGAAAUGCCUAUGAAGCCUAAUGCACCAAUUUGGGGAGCGUUGCUUGGAGCUUGCCGAAUUCAUAAGAAUUCAGAAAUUGCAGAAAGAGCUGGGAAGACUUUGAUUGAGUUAAAGCCAGAACACAGUGGUUACUAUGUGCUUCUUUCUAACAUCUAUGCACGCACAAACAAGUGGGAGAAUGUUGAGAACAUCAGACAGAUGAUGAAGGAAAGAGGAGUUGUGAAACCACCAGGUUACACUCUGUUUGAGAUGGAUGGGAAAGUUCAUAAAUUCACCAUUGGUGAUAAAACCCACCCGGAAAUUCAGCAGAUUGAAAGGAUGUGGGAAGAGAUCCUUGGGAAGAUAAGACUGGCAGGAUACAGUGGAAAUAAUGAUGAUGCAUUGUUUGACAUAGAUGAAGAGGAAAAAGAAAGCAACAUACACAGGCACAGCGAGAAGCUUGCUAUUGCAUAUGCGAUUAUGAGAACUAAAGGUCACGAUCCCAUUCGAAUAGUGAAGAACUUGCGGGUAUGUGAAGACUGCCACACCGCUACAAAGCUGAUUUCUAAGGUGUAUGAACGGGAGUUGAUUGUUAGAGAUCGGAACAGGUUCCAUCAUUUUAAGGGAGGAGCCUGUUCUUGCAUGGAUUACUGGUAAAAAAAAUAAUGCAGUUCAUAUAAUUAUGGUUUGAAUGAUGUUCCUGGAACUGUAUGAAAAAUUUAGAGACAAUGCUUGAACUUUUGGCAUAAUCUCCCAGAACAGGAGCUUUCUCAUUUUCAUGGUUAGCCCUUCAGGGCCAAAGUAUAGUUACAGGAGUUAAGAACAUAAAAGACAUAAAUCAUCUUUGACUA